CGGUUUGUCGCCUUACAGUGACAUUUAAUGUUUUUUCGUUGCGGAAAGCCGACAGCUUGGCUUCCUUUGGCUUAACUCACGUGGUUUUCGCCGUGCAAUUAUAUUUUUACCCCAACCAACGACACGAGCUCCCAUUUGGAAGCUUUCGGUCCGCGUGGUGUGCUGCUGCGCGCGCAUUUGGCGCGAUGAAAACGAUGAAGAGACCCAACAUUCUUUUAACAGGAACCCCUGGAGUUGGAAAGACCACCCUGGGGAAGGAGCUCGCUGAGAGAACAGGCCUGUGCUACAUCAACGUGGGCGAAGUGGCGCAGGAAGGGCAGCUCUAUGAUGGUUUUGAUGAGGAGUACCAGUGUCCAGUGUUGGAUGAGGACAGGGUUAUUGAUGAGCUGGAGGACAGGAUGAGUGAAGGAGGGGUGAUUGUGGAUUAUCAUGGAUGUGACUUUUUCCCUGAGAGGUGGUUUGAUAUUGUCUUUGUACUGCGCACAGACAACACUUGCCUCUACACUCGACUAGAGAACAGGGGGUACACAGGAAAGAAGCUUGAGGACAAUGUCCAGUGUGAGAUCUUCCAGACUAUCUAUGAAGAAGCCAUGGGUGCUUACAAAGAGGAGAUUGUUCACCAGUUGCCCAGCAACGAGCCUGAAGACCUAGAAAGGAACGUGGAACAGAUCACACAAUGGGUAGAGCAAUGGAUGAAGGAUAAUAACUAAUGACAUGGAUGUGCACACGCAUAGCGGGACAGCAUGAAAUUCUCUCUGGUGCAGUUACUGGUCUUCUACCAUCUCUGCUAGGCUAUCAUGUGACCUUGUUGGCUGUGUCAGCAUUUGUCUGUCUGGAUGCUUUUUGUAUACUAUCUGAAAGCUUAAACCUGCAUUAAACUAUUUCUUACUGCGUAAAAAUGAAUACAUUCUGUUCCAAAUGAUUAGAAUUUAGAGUUGAGUUCAACUAUUUGGAGAUAAACUUACAUUAGUAAGCCGUAUGAGCAAGAGCAUCUCUUGGUUAAUGGCUGUAUCCAUGGAUCUGCCUGUUUAACCUUGGUAUUUAUUUGCAUGGCAAAUUAUUCAAGAUGGAAAACAGCUGCAUAAAAUAGGCACUUUUUUAAAAUUAACCCUUAUUUAACUGAUGCCUCUUGUCCAAGAUCACAAUAUCAGGCUUGUAAAACAGGUUGAUUUACUCAUUUAUACAGCAGGUUAUUCUUACAUCAA
Scleropages formosus (Asian bonytongue) is the source of this 1205-nucleotide messenger RNA. RefSeq names its product adenylate kinase 6 (gene ak6). Gene Ontology annotation, cellular component: nucleus; cytoplasm. Gene Ontology annotation, molecular function: AMP kinase activity; ATP hydrolysis activity; ATP binding. The transcript has 6 exons. Bases 186 to 710 code for a protein of 174 amino acids. The record is from RefSeq and is a predicted model, not a curated record. Lineage: Eukaryota; Metazoa; Chordata; Actinopteri; Osteoglossiformes; Osteoglossidae.